ACUACUCUUUCUAACCAAUUUGUCAACCCCACCAAAGUAAACUAUCAUUUUCCUCUAAAACCCAAGAAAAAUCUCACUCUCUUCUCUCAUUGUAUUCUUCUUCUCUUGUUUUUUACCACGAGCCAUUUGAUGAGUCUUUUGAGUUUCUCUAGUUUCUAAACACAGUAACAUUCCAGGCAGGGAUUCUGAGUCUAUGGACCGGCAUAGUUCCUUGUUGAACUUGUUUCUGUUCUGUGGCUUUUGGAUAGCUGCUUUCUGUGAUCAGGAUGGUUUCUUGAGCUUAUCAUGUGGUGGAAGUACCAAUUACACCGACAUGUCUAAUAUUUAUUGGAUCCCAGACAGUUCAUUCAUAAGCACCGGAAACACUACCACCAUACAGCAUGCAGAAGGGACAUCCUCAUCGAGUGUCCCUAUUCGGUAUUUUCCAGAUUCCCAAGGUCGGAAAUGUUAUAGACUACCAGUGAAGAAUGUGUCUUCUAUGGUUCUUGUUAGAGCUCAAUUUGUAUACAAAAACUAUGAUGGAGAUGGGAAACCACCAUCAUUCUCUGUAUCACUUGGAACAGCUACUCUUAGUACCACAGACCUCAGUAGUAAAGAUCCCUGGAUUGAAGAGUUUUUGUGGCCAGUUAAUAAGGACGUUCUUUCCUUUUGUCUGCUUGCUAUUCCAGAUAAAGGGUACCCUGUAAUUUCCUCCCUCGAAAUUCGGCCACUUCCUCAAGAUUCUUACACUACUGGCAUGGAAGAUUUCCAAAAUACUUCACUUAGGAAGAGGCAUCGAAUCAACUGUGGCUACACCAAUGGCUCACUUCGGUACCCUUCGGAUCCAUAUGACCGAAUAUGGGAUUCUGAUGAAAAUUUCUCACCAUUUCACGUGUCAACUGGGUUUAAGAUUGAAGUUAGCUUUGAACGGGCUGGUUUUAUAAAGGAGAGUCUACCUGCUGCCAUUCUUCAAACUGCAAGAGUGUUAGCAAGGAGGGAUGUCUUGACAUACAAGUUGCCUCUUGAUACAAUGGGGGACUAUUACAUAAUCCUCUAUUUUGCUGGGAUUCUUCCGGUUUUCCCUUCGUUCGAUGUAUUGAUCAAUGGUGACAUUGUUCAAUCAAACUACACUGUGAAGACCUCAGAAGUCAGCGCUCUAUAUGUUACAAGGAAAGGAAUCAAUAGCUUGAAUAUAACACUAAAGAGCACCAGAUUCUGUCCUCAACUCAAUGGAAUCGAGGUUUAUGAGAUUAUUGAUGUUCCAUUGGAAGCAUCAUCAACAACAGUUUCGGCUCUUCAGGUUAUUCAGCAGUCUACUGGUUUAGACCUGGGAUGGGUAGAUGAUCCUUGCUCUCCCACAUCUUGGGAUCACAUAGGAUGUGAAUCAAACUUAGUAACAUCACUGGAGCUCCCUAACAUCAAGCUGAGGUCAAUAAGUCCAACAUUCGGUGACUUGCUGGAUCUUAAAUCACUGGAUUUGCACAAUACAUCGCUUACAGGUGAAAUACAGAAUUUGGAUAGCUUGCAACAUCUUGAAAAACUGAAUCUGAGUUUCAAUGAGUUAACAUCCUUUGGUACAGGAUUGGAGAACUUGGUCAGCCUUCGAACGUUGGAUUUGCAAAACAACAGUUUACAAGGAACAGUUCCAGACAGUUUGGGAGACCUAAUAGACCUUCACUUACUGAAUUUGGAAAACAACAAACUUGAAGGCACCAUUCCACAGUCUUUGAACAGAGAAAGCUUGGAAAUUAGAUCGUCAGGAAAUCUCUGUCUUUCUUUCUCCACAGUUACAUGCAGUGAUGUUUCAUCCAACCCUUCCAUAGAGACACCCCAAGUUACCAUUUUUAACAAAAAGAAGCACACUGGAUACAACCAUUUGGUCAUUAUACUUGGUGUCACUGGUGGAGCCUUGCUUGUUCUUUUUCUCUGUAUCACUCUUUCAGUAUUUUUGUACACGAGGAGAAAGAAAACUGAAAUGGCGAAUAGAGCAAGGGCAGAGGCAAUAGAUAUGCGCAACUGGAAUGCAGCAAAAAUUUUUACUUACAAAGAAAUCAAAUCAGCAACCAGCAACUUCAAAGAGGUCAUAGGGCGUGGUAGUUUUGGAUCUGUUUACCUUGGAAAGCUACCUCAAGGAAAGCUAGUGGCUGUGAAAGUGCGGUUUGAUAAAACCCUACUUGGAGCUGAAUCAUUUAUCAAUGAGGUGCAUCUCUUGUCAAAAAUUCGCCACCAAAAUCUUGUAUCUUUGGAAGGAUUUUGUUAUGAAUCAAAGCAGCAAAUACUUGUUUAUGAGUAUCUACCUGGUGGAUCGUUGGUUGACCACCUUUAUGGUCCCAAUAGCAGAAAAGUCUCACUAAGCUGGGUUCGUAGACUGAAAAUUGCUGUUGAUGCUGCAAAAGGAUUGGACUAUCUACACAAUGGAAGUGAACCACGAAUCAUUCACCGAGAUGUGAAGUGCAGUAAUAUCCUCUUGGAUGUGGAGAUGAAUGCCAAGGUCUGUGAUUUUGGCCUCUCCAAGCAAGUAACACAGGCAGAUGCAACUCAUGUGACUACCGUGGUCAAGGGCACUGCCGGCUAUCUUGAUCCUGAAUACUAUUCCACACAACAGUUGACCGAGAAAAGUGAUGUAUACAGCUUUGGAGUUGUCCUCCUGGAGCUCAUAUGUGGGAGAGAACCAUUGAGUCACUCAGGAACUCCUGAUUCCUUCAAUUUGGUCUUAUGGGCCAAGCCUUAUUUACAGGCAGGAGCAUUUGAGAUAGUUGACGAUAACAUAAAGGGAAGUUUUGAUGUGGAAAGCAUGAGAAAGGCAGCGUUUGUUGCUAUAAAAUCAGUAGAGAGAGAUGCAUCACAAAGACCUACUAUUGCACAAGUGUUGGCUGAGUUGAAAGAAGCUUACAGUAUUCAGCUAUCCUAUCUUGCAUCUCGUGACAUGUGAGUUAAUAUCUGGUUAGUACCAUUUGGUCUUCAAAACAUACUUUAUUUUUUUAUUUUUUCUUUUUUUCUUUUUUUGGCCUCAUAACUUCCACAAGUUUCUAUCACGGAGAACGCAACCCUGCAAGAAGAGAGCUAGGUCUUCGCUCUGCUAUGAGACAGUUGUUUCAUGAAGAGCAAAUUAUCACUAAUAUACGGGGACAGGAAAAAGAACAAGGAAAGAAUGAUCAGCCUUCUGAGCGUUUUGGAGUUUACUUAUCUAUCCGUAUUUGUAUUUAUUCUGUCAAUAGAAGAAAUUAAAGAAUUUUACUUUGACAUGUUAAAUCCAAAAUGAGUGUUGUACUAGUGGAAACUUUAUAAUACUUAUUAGGGUUUGGUUCCUCUUGUUUUCAUGGAAUGUCAGGUUGUGAAAUGCUCCUUGCUAUAUUGCACUUGCGUUUUCCCUUCUUUUUUUCCCCCCAAAAAAAAGCAUUUUCCCUUCUAUGCUUAGAGCAUCUUGGUACCAAGACAGUGUUCCAAAGAUUAUCCAAUGGGGCAUUGGCCAUGCCAAACCCACCAAAAAUUUGAUAUAGGUAAGUAGGUACAUAACCAUUUACCAAAACUAUAAGCUCAAACGCAACUGUUCCUUUGUUUCUCCAAAAAGUUCUACACAAAAAGCUAAAUAUUGGGGUGAAAUCAAUAGAUAAAAUACUGACUAAAUUUCCCCUAAUGAGAUGACAACUAGUAGUGUUUUCUUUUCUUCUUUAUCUUACCACUUCUCUUUGUAGAAUAUAACCCAGAGAAGGCAAUGGAGGCUAAUUCAACAAAUGCUUGCAUAACCAUCCAAAAAAUAACUCUAUUCUGCUAUGAUAUUGUAUAUCCUUUUUUCUUUUUUCUUUUUUUCUUUUUGGUCAAACUUGUAAAUCAGAAGAUUCUGACCAGGUGGAGUACCAA
This is a messenger RNA of Ziziphus jujuba (common jujube), 3840 nucleotides long. Its product is annotated as probable LRR receptor-like serine/threonine-protein kinase At5g48740. Bases 194 to 2911 code for a protein of 905 amino acids. NCBI's taxonomy places the organism in Eukaryota, Viridiplantae, Streptophyta, Magnoliopsida, Rosales, Rhamnaceae. The record is from RefSeq and is a predicted model, not a curated record. Gene Ontology annotation, molecular function: protein kinase activity; protein binding; ATP binding. The transcript has 16 exons. Gene Ontology annotation, biological process: protein phosphorylation.